Messenger RNA from Zea mays, 1019 nucleotides. RefSeq lists its product as uncharacterized. The transcript is spliced from 4 exons. The record is from RefSeq and is marked validated. The coding region runs from base 350 to 934 and encodes 194 amino acids. NCBI's taxonomy places the organism in Eukaryota, Viridiplantae, Streptophyta, Magnoliopsida, Poales, Poaceae.
AACAAUCUUAUAACUGAGUUUUGACGUCGUCGACGUCAUCAGCAUCACCUAGCGUCGAAGCGGCGUCGCAUCAGUGUAGAGGAGGAUGGGGAGGAGAAGAGAUCGAAGCGGCCGUGGACGCAGCGCGAGGAGGCAGCAAAGCAGGUUGGGCUGAGGGGUAGCGCGGGCGACCACUGACAGAUUGGAGCAGCAGCAACCGGCAGGCGCGGAAGGUGCAGCGGAGAUAAGUAGUGUGAUUCAGGUUUGGACCGGACCAUACCAGGCUGAGGCCCAUUAAUGAUGCAAUUUGCUGGGCUUCUUUAUUUUCUCCGUGCUUCCAUCCUCUUCUCCGUCGGCGGGGAGAAGUGAAAUGCCGUGGAGAUGGGCGGCGGCGGCGGCGACGAGAAAGCUCACCGGGAUCUCUCAGUCGCGAGUUUCAGUAGCCUUUACCGGCCGUCUUCUCUACCGCUCGUUCGGAAGCGACUCCAGUGAAAGCCGCAAGAGGUCACUGCCACGGGGGGUCGUAUCGAUCGGGGCCAUCAGCCUUGCUGGAGGUCUCGUGCUCAGCGCCGUCAACGACCUCGCCAUCUUCAAUGGAUGCACAACGAAGGCAAUUGAGCAUGCUGCUGACAACCCUGCUGUUGUGGAAGCAAUUGGAGUGCCUAUAGUCAGAGGACCGUGGUAUGAUGCUUCUCUUGAGGUGGGCCAUCGACGGCGGUCUGUGUCAUGCACAUUCCCUGUAUCUGGGCCACAUGGGUCAGGAUUUCUCCAGAUUAAGGCAACCCGAGAUGGAGAGGAUGGUCUGCUUUCGUUUCUGCGGCAUCACGACUGGAAGAUCCUAUUGCUGGAGGCUCAUCUUGAAGCACCAUCAGAUGAUGAGGACCAGAGAAAGCUGGUUAAGGUGAAUCUUGCAAGCAGUGGCCGUGGGGAAGAUGGCGAUCCAGAGAGUGGUUAAUCUUUUGUACUGAAUUCCAUGGUGAGUGGAAGAUCGUGUCAUCUGAAUGGACUCCAAAUAUUAAAUGACACGUAGAUCUAGGGAA